UGAAAUCAGCUGAGAGUGACAUCAGUCAGCACAAAUGUACCAAAGUUCAGAGCUGUUUACUUGAACGCGACUGCCUGCGAGUGCAGGCAGAGCCCAGGAGCUCUGAGCUGUCUGCUUGCAGCUUCUCUCCUCUGCCCUGGUUUCUGGAGCCUGACAUUAGAAAGCAGCCCAGGAGAAGAUCGACUCCCCAGACAGACGCUGAUUUCCUGUGUCACCUUUUGAUGAGUGUUCCUGGGCUCCAGCGUUGGUUUUUGUCUCCCUGCAACAGCAGAAGAUAUGGCUUUCUCCAGGCUGUGGCGGAACAACCACCUGCCCUUCGUGGGCAUCAUGAUCCUCUUGACCGCGGCGCUGUGCCUGAUGUUCUACGCUCUCCUCUGGCAGGCUGGCAACCUCGCUGACCUACCUAGCCUGAGAAUCGGCUUCUACAACUUCUGUCUGUGGAAGGAGGACAUGGGCUCCCUAGCAUGUUACAACUUUCCCGAGCUGGAGGUGCUGGGCGUUCCUCAGGUUGGCCUAGCCCUGGCCAGGCUCGGUGUGUAUGGAGCCCUGGUCCUCACAGUGUUCGUCCCUCUGCCUCUCCUCCUUGCCCAGUACAACAGAGAUGAGGGAGAGUGGCGGCUGGCAGUGUGCUUCCUGGCGGCAUCCUCAGUUCUGUUGGCUGGAGGACUAAGCCUCUUCCUUUCCUUCGUGUGGAAGUGGCUCAGGCUCUCCUUCCUGGGGCCUGCCUUGCCAGCUCUAUGCCUAGCCCAGCUGUUACUCAUCUUCUUGCUUGUGGCCAUGGUUAGGUUCCCGCCACGGGAUAAGGAGGACAAGAACCAGUGGGAGAACUGUUAGUCCGGUCUUACAAAGGCUUAUUAUGGGAUUGCAGGGGUUCGGUUCCAACUGUGCUCCAAGAAGGUGCUGGAGAACCUGUGGCUGAGUGGAUUUUCUCAACCACCCUGUGUCAUAGCUAAUGUUGAUCUCUAGCACAGCAGAGGGAACCACCCACUGUGCAGACGGGCUGUGGUGUCAAGGAACCCAGAGGCGGCUUGGAGGGCUGGGGUACCUGCAGUUUCUUAGGGUACCAUGUAGCUCAUUAGCACAGGGAUUCCCAGGCAGGUGGGAGUCUGUCAGAGGCCAAACUUCCAAGCUAUCUUGGCAAAGUGUCAAACUAGAACUCUGUGACGAUUAUGGCAACAAAUGGGACAGUUAGGGGGAAAAACACACAAAAAAACAAGAACUGCUUUAACACCGAGUCCUGUCAGCACAAAGAGAAGCCUCCCUGGCUUUUCAGGGUCCCCUGAAUGGGUCCCUGGACCUGACAGCAAACAGAAAUCAGCUGUUAAACCAGUCUUGUGACCCAGGUGAACAGGAUUGAAUAAUUGUCACAAACACACACCGUGUCCCCUCACCUUACCCAGAACUGGAAAGGCAGAAGGCAUGGUCUUUAUUAUGCAUCGCGGCAUCAGUAUAUAUUUUGUUCAGUGUCUGUGUAUCAGAAAACCUACGUGGCAAUGAGUUCUUCAUUCUGUGCUCAUCAAAAGCCAAAGUGCAUAUAAAGAAACCUGGACUCUGGUGUGA
Molecule: messenger RNA, 1560 nt
Organism: Mus caroli (Ryukyu mouse)
Lineage: Eukaryota; Metazoa; Chordata; Mammalia; Rodentia; Muridae
Gene: Tmem140
Product: transmembrane protein 140
Source: RefSeq, a predicted model, not a curated record